Molecule: messenger RNA, 423 nt
Organism: Diaporthe batatas
Lineage: Eukaryota; Fungi; Ascomycota; Sordariomycetes; Diaporthales; Diaporthaceae
Exons: 3
Coding region: 1-423 (140 amino acids)
Biological process (GO): positive regulation of helicase activity; mitochondrial DNA replication
Cellular component (GO): mitochondrial nucleoid
Molecular function (GO): single-stranded DNA binding
Source: RefSeq, a predicted model, not a curated record
AUGUCUUUCGUCGCCCGUCGUGCCGUCGCCGCUACCCCGCGGGCCGCCCGUGCCUUCAGCACCACGCCCGCGCGGCCCCUGGCCAAGAUCACCAUCGUCGGCAACCUGGUCCAGACCCCGGAGCUGCAUGCCACGUCCACCGGCCGCGAGGUCCUCAAGUACGCGGUCGCUUCCAACACCGGCCGCGGCGAGAACACCAAGACCUCGUACUUCAGGGUCUCGAGCUUCGAGGCUGAGGGUCCCCGUCGCGAUUACUUCCAGACCCUGCCAAAGGGAACUCUGGUCUACGUCGAGGGCGACGCGAGCAACGACAGGUACGAGGACGCCGAGGGCAAGACCCGCACUGCACUGAGCAUUGUCCAGCGCAACAUGGAGGUCCUCCGCAGGCCCAGAGGAGACGGCGGAGAGCCCGCCUCAAGCUAA